AUGCAGAUUGCUUCUGCAAACAUUGGUGAAAGAAUGGGUCGCUCUCAGGAGCUCAGUGAAUUCAAGCGUGGUCCUGUGAUAGGUUGCCACCUGUGCAAUAAGUCCAUCCGUGACAUUUCUUUGCUAAUAAAUAUUCCACAGUCAACUGUUAGUGGGAUUAUAACAAAGUGGAAGCAACUGGGAACAACAGCAACUCAGCCACCAAGUGAGCGGGGUCAGUGCAUGCUGAAGUGCACAGUGCACAGAAGUCACUAACUGCUUGAAAAAUCAAUAGCUAAAGACCUCCAAACUUCAUGUGGCCUUCAGAUUAGCACAACCGUGUGUAGAGAGCUUCAUGGAAAGGGUUUCCAUGGC
Messenger RNA from Staurois parvus, 354 nucleotides. The record is from the annotation of a GenBank genome assembly. NCBI's taxonomy places the organism in Eukaryota, Metazoa, Chordata, Amphibia, Anura, Ranidae.